Iphiclides podalirius (scarce swallowtail) is the source of this 2070-nucleotide messenger RNA. The record is from the annotation of a GenBank genome assembly. NCBI's taxonomy places the organism in Eukaryota, Metazoa, Arthropoda, Insecta, Lepidoptera, Papilionidae.
AUGUACUUUCCAAUAGGAUGGCCAAAAGUACUCAAGAACUUGGAAGCAGACGGACAAGUAAUCAAACAAAUUGUAUCCAACAGGGAUAAAAUAUUGUUUGUGUCUUUAACCAAUGAAUCUUUUGUCAUAUGGUUUUGUAAGCCUACUGUUCCAAUAGUCUUUCAUAAGCGAAAUGCGGAUUCUGUGGAGAGACUAGGUUUUAAUGUAGGAGUUGAAUGGAAACCUGACUCUUCUAUGAUAUGCAUAUCGACUUCAGAAGGACAUUUAAUUAUCUACAAUGUGGAGGCGCAAAGUGAACAAACAGCAUACAAUCAGUUUGAUCCACCCACGGCAAGCCUGCGGAGAGACUCGGCAGAACUAUUUGUUAAAGAAACGAUACCUUCAUUAAAAAUUACAGUGUUCAAAGAAAUCCUGGUAUGGGACGGUCAAAUCACUCGUAUGUGCUGCAUAUCAGGCACAGAAAUACUGGUGUGCACCACCAGGGCCCACCUGCUUCGUUACCGUUGGGAUGGUACCCAGAACAGAGACUAUUGCUUGGACCUGGGGCGAAUACCUUUCUCUAUAAAUCAACAGGUGUCCAAAGCCGAACCCAUCCUCGAAGAUAACACACACGUAAAUGACAUAGAGUACUCUCCACUAGUCUGUGGCUUCGGGAUAACCCUCAAUGACGGCCGAGCGGCCUACCUUACCGCGCCUAACCUCAAAUUUGACCCCAACGCGGUACAGGGCAUCUGGGCCCCCGCGAUCGACGACGCGACCUGCGUACGAGUCAAUCACAAGUUUAGACUUAUCGCCAUCGGAAGGAGAAAUUCGCAAGUAGACGUGUUUACGAUAGACGAAGUCACGGGCGGAUUGGAGUUGUCCCACACUAUGGCCCUGAGUUCUAAGGACUUCCCCGGGGACCCUGGACCCGUAAAGUGCAUCAGGUGGACGGCGGACGGGCGGAGCGUGGCCGUGAGCUGGGAGGGGGGCGGCGUGUCUACUUGGAGCACUUUCGGUGCACUGCUGAUGUGCUCGCUCGCGUGGGACUACGGGCUCAGCCAGGACCUGGGCAAGCACAACCCGCUCGUCGUGUCCAGCAUGGAAUGGGCGACGGAAGGCUACCAACUGUGGAUGGUAAAAGUUGAAGGAGACUCAAGUUCUAAUUUAAUACAAAUGGAUUUUAUAAAGAGUCCGCUAAGCGUUAACCCUUGUAUGAGUAACCAAAGGCACUUAUAUUUGCAAGCGGACGACAAACUCUACGUAAACUUAGAAGACAACCUGACUAGGCGAACGAAGAUAUCAAUGAUCGACUCAUCAGAGUACCAAGAGAACGGUCUGACGGACGAACUCGCACCGGAGUACGACAACAAAGUCAAGUACAGGGAAUUCGUUGACGACAACGAGUGCAGGAAACAGUGGAAAGUGUUGCCGCUACCUGCAACGUAUAUAGCGGCUAAUUGGCCGCUCAGAUACAGCGCGAUCGACGAGGGCGGCGUAAACGUUUGCGUGGCGGGGCGCACGGGGCUGGCGCACUACAGCUGCGCGUCUCGCCGCUGGAAGCUGUUCGGCAACGAGGCGCAGGAGAAGGACUUCGUCGUCACCGGGGGCAUGCUCUGGUGGCGGGACCACGUCGUGAUAGGUUGCUACAGCAUAAUAGACGGCCACGACGAGAUCCGCUUCUACCCGCGGGAGGCCAAGCUGGACAACCGCUCCGCCAAGAUGGUGCGCGUGCAGGUGCAAGUGUUCGCCCUGGACGCGCUCGACGACCAGCUCGUCGUGUUCACGGCGGACGCGCUCGUCACCAUCUACGAGCUGAGCAUCGACAAAAACGGAGGCGUGGAGAUGCGCUGUGUGCAAGCGGUGGACAUAUCGGCCCUGUCGCACCCCGCGUGCGUUGUGUCGGCGGCGCUGUGCCGUUUGCAGGAGCAGCCCGGGCCCCCGCACUUGGCGCGGCCCCCGACUAGCAGCCCUCUAGCUCCUGACUCCCUGGUAAUCAACGCUAGUGGGAAAUUAAUGAUGGUGCAGAGAGAAGAAUACGACGUCGACGAAGACAACAAUCCGGUAAGGAAUGUUGUAAUAAUUAUGUUA